AUCAGGGCUACCACGGGAAGGAUGGCGACCUCAAACAAGUUCUCUCUCCUGCUGAUGGUGGUGGUCGCUCUGGCUGUUAGCCAAACAGGUGCUGGCCCACAUUCACUGUGUUAUUUCCACACUGCCCUGUCACGGCCGGGCCGUGGGGAGCCUCAAUAUAUUUCUGUCGGCUAUGUGGAUGACAAGCUGUUUCAGCGCUGUGAUAGCGUUGAGGAGAUUCCGAGGAUGGAGGCCCGUGCACCUUGGAUGGAGAAGGAAGGACCAGAGUAUUGGGAGGAGCUGAAACUCAAAGUAAAAAGCAUUGCACAAAGAGCCAGAGCAAGACUUCGGACCUUGAUCCGCUACUACAACCAGAGUGAAGGCAGUUCUCACAUCCUGCAGUGGAUGGUUGCCUGCGAGGUGGGGCCAGACAUGAGACUUCUUGGAGCACACUAUCAGGCUGCAUAUGAUGGCUCGGAUUACAUCACCCUGAAUGAGGACCUGAGCUCCUGGACUGCAGCAGACAUGGUGGCUCAGAUCACGAAGAGCGAGUUAGAGUCAGAAGGUAGAGCAGAAUACUUCAGAGCCUAUGUGGAUGGAGAGUGCCUGGAGCUGCUCCACAGAUUCCUGCAGAAUGGAAAAGAGAUUCUUCAGAGAGCAGAUCCCCCAAAGGCACAUGUGGCCUAUCACCCAAGACCUGAAGGUGAUGUCACCCUGAGGUGCUGGGCCCUGGGCUUCUACCCUGCUGACAUCAUCCUAACCUGGCAGUUGAAUGGGGAGGACCUGACCCAGGACAUGGAGCUUGUGGAGACCAGGCCUUCAGGGGAUGGAACCUUCCAGAAGUGGGCAUCUGUGGUGGUGCCUUCUGGAGAGGAGCAGAAAUACACAUGCCGUGUGGAGCAUGAGGGGCUGCCUGAGCCUCUUGUCCUGAAAUGGGGAGGAUCUUCUCAGUCCUUUGUCGUCAUCAUGGUUAUCAUAGUAAUCAUUGUUAUUCUGGCUCUCCUGGGAGGUGUGCUCACUGUUGUUUUGGUGUACAGGAGGAGGGAUGCAGGCAUGCUCUGAUGCUUCUCUCACCAUUUAGAAAGUAUGAAAGCACUGCUUGUGUGGGACUGAAUCUGUUCCCCAUAACCGUGUUACCUCCCUUUUCACCAGUACCACAGUGGAAUCUGGGACUUCUUCAUGCCUUGUGGAACUUUAGUUUUCUAUGAGCAGCUUCUUCCCUGGUCAAAAUAAGAAUGUAUAUAUAACUUUAUUUUUUUUACCUUCUUGUUAUAAGAAGUUGGUUGUGUUAUUAAAAUUUGUAAAUUUGAAAGGGAAUAAAAGUGAACUUACAAACCC
Molecule: messenger RNA, 1317 nt
Organism: Rattus rattus (black rat)
Lineage: Eukaryota; Metazoa; Chordata; Mammalia; Rodentia; Muridae
Product: H-2 class I histocompatibility antigen, L-D alpha chain-like
Exons: 7
Coding region: 22-1041 (339 amino acids)
Biological process (GO): antigen processing and presentation of endogenous peptide antigen via MHC class I via ER pathway, TAP-independent; positive regulation of T cell mediated cytotoxicity; immune response
Cellular component (GO): external side of plasma membrane
Molecular function (GO): peptide antigen binding; signaling receptor binding
Source: RefSeq, a predicted model, not a curated record